Messenger RNA from Microtus ochrogaster (prairie vole), 952 nucleotides. Its product is annotated as retinoic acid early transcript 1E-like. Lineage: Eukaryota; Metazoa; Chordata; Mammalia; Rodentia; Cricetidae. The transcript has 6 exons. The record is from RefSeq and is a predicted model, not a curated record. Bases 158 to 952 code for a protein of 264 amino acids.
GUCCAGUCAUCACCUACGUGUACUCACCUGAUUCUCAGGCUAUAAAUGACCCCAGCCACGGCACCAGCUUUUAGUCUUCCACUCCCGCUGGUGACGUUUUUGGAGCAGGUGCCGCUCAAACCAUGACUGCUGUCAGCCUGGAAUGGAAUAAGGAUCCAUGGCCUGGACCGCAGUAAACAAUCUCAGUCACUAUGCCCUCCUCUUCUUCUGGCUGGGCUGUCAAGGCACGCCUCUCCCGUCAGAUAAGCACAGUCUUUGCUUCGAAUUCACUGUUGAGGCUUCCUCUGAACUUGGAAAGUCAUGGCUUAAGGUAUGCUGCUCAUUGGAUGAAAAGCUUUUAUUGGAGUACAAUAACGCCAACAAAGCUGAACUUGUGGGUAGCAAUGGAGAAGGAAAUUCCACCAAAGUAUGGGAAGAUAUGACUCAAACGGUUAAAGAAAUGGGACAAGAGUUCAGGAAGAAGCUAUUACACAUCAGACCAAAGACAAAUAAUACCACGGAUCAUCCUGAAUUGCAAGUCAACAUAUGCUGUCAACGUGAAAUUGAACAGAACACUGGUGCCUCCUUGCUGUUCAACCUUAACAAACAAAAUUUAGCCUUAUUUGAUCCAAACAGCAUGACUUGGACAGAGCUUAAUCCUGAAGCAAGAGGUGUUAUAACGAUAUUGGAAAAUGACAAGGAACUAGAGAAAGAUCUCAAGAAGUUUUCCAUGGGAGACUGUAGUCACUGGCUCAAUGAAUUCUUAAAGCACUGGACAGAAAUUUCAAGACCAACGGCAAAGACUUUAGAUACCAUACAGAUGUCACCAAAAUCUUGGGAUAUGAAUGCGAUCAUCACUGCAGUCAUCACAAUCGUAAUCCUUUUUCUUAGCGGUGUCGUCAUUGGUGUCGUCAUUGGUGUCGUUGUCAUUUAUUGGAAUCACAUAGGUUCUUCUCAGUUGGGCUGGGAAUGA